UUUACGGUAAUAUCCGAAUGCAAAGAGUGCACUUUCUAGAUCCAGCCAGCCACUAACUAGGUAGCUGUUAGAGACAUGACAAGCCUUCACUAUGGACUGGAUGCAACCCUCCUAUCGGCUCCAGGCUCCCCCUAUGCAUUCUCUACUGCACUCAAGCCUCCCGGAGCCCUCAGGAGGGCCAAGGGCAUAGAGUCAGACGUGGUUAGUCGACUCUCACUGGGUAGUGUGGGAUCCAACACUCCUCCGCUACUGUUGCCUAGCAACGAUGCAGCUAACAACGACAGGAAGCUCCAAUCACCUAACGAGACAGGACUAUCAGAAUCAUUGGGUAUACUAGAUCUGGACGCUAUGGAAGGCGAGUUGCUAGGGUGAUUCAGCCAUGCUCAGUCCUUUAUAAUACGACUCUCCUCUAGACAGUGGCGUGUCUCAGUUCCUCAGCUCCCCAAAUGGAGAUGGUCUCCAGUUGAGAUUAAGUGUGGCCACCUCUGCCAGGUCGUCUAACAUCCCUCCGUCCAAUCAGAUAAUGCCAACGUUACAUCCUCCUUCGUCUAAUCAGGCACCAGUAUUUAAUCCUCCGUUCGAUCAGAUGAUCUCUGCUGCCCCACCUCUCUCGUCUGAGCUGGAUGAAAGUGGUUCAUCGGAGGGAGAGCUAGCGUUGAGUGCUGGAGACUUGGCGCAACUUGAUGUCACUCUGACCGACGAAUCAGAUCACUCCUUUACACAAUUGCCAGGGCAACACACUCUGAGUGAUAGUAAAACCAAUGGCCACUAUAAUCCAUUCGAAGACUAUGACCCCGGCAGUUUUGGAGGGGAGGAGUUUGAGGCUCAGCAAGACCAAGCCUCGUUCUUACAUGAGCUGGAACAACAAGAGGAGAAGAUCAACAAAGCCACACUCACGCCAUCAGACUCUCGCCUCACCUCCUUUACCAGUGCCUGUCCCCAAAGUGACUUCUCACUCCACUCCUACUUCAAUAAGAAGAGUAACCAAAUGGGGCAGCUAUCUGAGGAGCUGUCUCCCAGUCAAAGGCCUCUGUUCAAUGAUACACCAAGUCAUGUGAUAGUCAGUCCCACUGCUACAGACACAACACCAAAGGAAUCCUCCUCGAUAGUGUUUGAUGGCCUAACUCCAGCUCUAUCCUCUCACUCCACACCACCACCAACUCCACCACGACUGGACCUCUCCGAACAAACCUCGUUAGACCAGGGGCUCCCCUCUAUGUAUUUUCAUAACGAGCUACCCCCCUCUAAUCAAAAUACUCCAACUGGCAACUCUGUCAGUGGCUUACCAUCUCAGUAUCUACAAAUGGAACAACCACCCUCCAAUGAAAACACUCCAACUGGCAACUCUGUCAGUGGCUUACCAUCUCAGUAUCUACAAAUGGAACAACCACCUUCCAAUGAAAACACUCCAACUGGCAACUCUGUUGGUGGCUUACCAUCUCAGUAUCUACAAAUGGAACAAUCACCCUCCAAUGAAAACACUCCAACUGGCAACGCUGUCAGUGCCUUACCAUCGCAGUAUCUACAAAUGGAACAACCCCCCUCCAAUGAAAACACUCCAACUGGCAACGCUGUCAGUGCCUUACCAUCGCAGUAUCUACAAAUGGAACAACCCCCCUGCAAUGAAAGCACUCCAACUGGCAACUCUGUCGGUGGCUUAAAAUCACAGUAUCUACGAAUGGAACAACCCCCCUCCGAUAAAAACACUCCAACUGGCAACUCUGUCGAUGGCCUACCAUCUCAGUAUCUACAAAUGGAACAACUCUCUCUUAAAGAUACACCUUACCACCCUGAAACCAGCCAAUCUCUCCGUCUCUCCCCACAGUACUUGCAGCCAGAGGACUCGACACUAGUGUUCCCAGAGCUAUCAGCCAUCUCCUCUCUCCCGCCAGAAGCCCCCUACUCGCUGGCCACGCCCGCCUCAGCCUACCUCCCCCUGGGAUUCGAGGUAACGUCAAUCGGCAACCAACCAUCCUUCACCACCACUGCUACUGAUGAGAGCAUUACGACUAUAACGGUCGAUACCAGUCAUGUGACAUCAGAGAAGGAUAAUGUGAUUAGUCAUGGCUCACCAAUCAAUACUAACCUCUCCAGUGUCAGUACAACCAUCUCCGGGAGCUGUGAACAAUCUCACCAAGUGAUGGCACCUAAUGGCAGUCUGGAUAUUGAUGCUCUGCUGCGAUCGCAACCUCUUGGUAACUCACCAGAUAUCUCCAUUACUACCAGCCCACCCCCACCUCCACACAGUAACCAUACUCCCCCUCAAACUGUCCACACCACCUCCACUGUCCACACAACGGCAGCCCAUCACAGCCCCUCACCCAAAAGGCCUCCUGUUGCGAGAAUUCCCCCCGAGUGGUUAGAGGUGUGCCAGAGUCUGGAGUUCGACAGUGUUGUGUGUGUGGGGAGCAGCCAGUGUCAGUGGAUGGACGUCAGCAAUAGAGGGGACCGCUGGAUACAAGUCUCCCUGCUAGUAGCUCACCUGACAAGGGACAGACAAGAGGUCUCUACAGACGCUGUAUUUACGCUGACUCAGCGCCUGUUUGUAGGUCCUGGCUGCAAAGAACGUGUAAAGGUGACCUUCGCCCCUAUAGCGGAGGGAGUAUACAAUGGAGUUGUCUCAUUACAAGGAUCUCUGGUUGUGUCCAGUGCUGAGGAGCCUCUAGCUACUGUCAAGCUGUGUGGAUGUGCUGAGGCCCCACGACUCACCAUGCCCUCCUCUCAGUCACUGGACUAUGGUACAGUGGUAGGAGGAUCUGUUGUUAGGCUGCCCCUGGAACUAAGCAAUGCUGGUUCUUCACUACUACCACUCAAGAUCACCAUCAACUGUAACGAUCCUCUCCAUCGAAUGUACUUCACUGUUGCUGAUGCUUGUCAAACCUCACCCCCCUCCCCACGGGCACACCCUCACUCUGUCACACUCUCACUACCUCCACACCCUCACAACAAGCCACACCCCCUUCACAUUGAGUUGUCAGCCCCAAAAUUCUACCAUAGCGACACCACUCGACCUCCACUGGAGAUACAGGGAAGUCUGGACAUAGCUCUGGACAGUGUACACGCUACACACAGUGUAACCAGUCUGCCUAUACGCGCUGUGGUAGGUGUGGCUAAACUACUGGCUCCAGGAUCAUUCCAGGGCAAUGACUUCACCCUGAGUUGUCUAGUGGGUCAGACCAAGACUGAGAGAGUUCCCCUCAAGAAUGCUGGCAAUAUCCCUCUGUCAGUGACUGCCAAGACCUCACAUCCCACACUCUUCCUACUCUCUCCACACACUCUCACCAUACAACCAGGACAGGAAUCUUACGUGGAUGUAACUUUUGUUCCGAUAUCUGACCCUGUGACCUCUGAGAUGACCUUACAGUUGCACGUCAACCCCUCUGGUCCUGACUACAACCUGAACGUGAGAGGCGUGGCUAUUCCAGCCUCAAAACAGAGGACUGUCUCGUGGAACAACAAAACUCUUCAGAGUAUGAGUGGCUCUCCCAAGACCAAGCAAAUCUCUCAAUGGCUUUCAGAAGUCCCUUCACUAUCCUCCCACCCCACACAUACCUCACAGCCCUCACAUCCUUCUCACUCCACACCCCCUUCACAGCUCUCCUACCCCACACCACCCUCUCACUCCUCACCCCCAUUACAGCCCUCCCACCACACACACCCCUCACAGCCCUCUCACUCCUCACCCCCAUUACAGCCCUCCCACCACACACCGCCUUCACAGACCUCCCACCCCACACCACACUACUCACAGCCCUCCCACCACACACCCCCCUCACAACCCUCCCACCACACACCACCUUCACAGCCUUCCCACCCCACAUCACACUACUUACAGCCCUCCCACCACACACAGCCCUCCCAUCCCACACCACAGUACUCACAGCCCUCCCAGGAGAAUGCCCAUCGACGCAGUGUGUAUAUUCGUGAGGAAGAGGUACUGUUUCCGCCCACUCCACUCAACACCCGCUCCACAGUCAAAGUUCAAGUCUGCAACAGAGAUCUUCCGCUGGCUGUGUUCACUGUACUGAAACCAGCACUACCUUUCACUGUCGACCAUCGCUCCUUUAAACUAGGGUCUCGACAGUGUGCUCGACUGCCCAUCCACUUUACUCCCGCUAUGCCCGGCAAGUACAGUGGCAUUGUGGCUCUGAGAACUGACUCUAAACACCAAAUGUUUGUGGUUGUUAGAGGGGAAUCCCACAAACCUUAGUCUCGCAUUUUGUUGUGAUCUCAGUUUUAUCCCAUUACACAUGCUGCAUAAUUAUUGUUCAACAUGUACUGAACACAUCUGUUUCAAAUGUAA
This is a messenger RNA of Halichondria panicea, 4303 nucleotides long. Its product is annotated as mucin-2-like. Gene Ontology annotation, biological process: centrosome duplication; centrosome-templated microtubule nucleation; protein localization to centrosome. The record is from RefSeq and is a predicted model, not a curated record. Gene Ontology annotation, cellular component: cytoplasm; pericentriolar material; centriole. The transcript has 13 exons. NCBI's taxonomy places the organism in Eukaryota, Metazoa, Porifera, Demospongiae, Suberitida, Halichondriidae. Gene Ontology annotation, molecular function: protein kinase binding. Bases 524 to 4210 code for a protein of 1228 amino acids.